Molecule: messenger RNA, 324 nt
Organism: Ceratosolen solmsi marchali
Lineage: Eukaryota; Metazoa; Arthropoda; Insecta; Hymenoptera; Agaonidae
Product: Heterochromatin protein 6
Exons: 2
Coding region: 41-283 (80 amino acids)
Cellular component (GO): nucleus
Source: RefSeq, a predicted model, not a curated record
CUUGUAAAUACAAAUAAUUACAUUUUAAUAGCUAAAGAAAAUGAACAAUGAAAAUAAAAUUAGUAGUAAUAUUAAACCACAUGGCUUUAAAAGACAAUUAGAAGCAGACAAAAUUAUAGGAGCGACUGAAUCCAAUGGAGAAUUGAUGUUCCUUAUGAAAUGGAAAGGAACUGAAGAAACUGACCUUGUUACAGCCAGAGAAGCAAAUCUACUUUGUCCUAGAGUUGUGAUACAAUUUUAUGAAGAUAGACUGGUGUGGCAAACUGCAAAAUUACCAAUGUAAUAAUUGGAUAACUUGCUUCAAAGAUAAUUUAUUUUGCUUAU